GGAGGAAGAGGAGGAGGAGGAGGAGAAGGAGGGCGGUGUUUUCCUGCGCGGCGCCGCGGCCGUCGCCCCGCCGCCGGCGAGCGUCAGGCGGGGGGGGGCCCGGCCCGGCCCUUCCCCUGGCCCCCGCGCCCCGAGGAUGGCAGCGCUGCCCGCACGAGUGGCUGGCGGCGGUGUCCCUCCUCUUUUUUUUUCCGGCAGCGGCGGCGGCGGCGGCAGCGGCGGCGGAUCAUUGUUGUGUGGGAGGAGGGCGGCGGGGAUGGACUUGAUCUCUCGGGUCUCCUGCUAAGGCGGCAGCACAGCGCGCCCCGCCGCCCAGCCAGCGCCGCGCCGGGCAGGGAGGGACCGGACCGGGCCCCCGCCCGCUCCCCGGCUCUUUAUUUUUAGGGGGCUCUGCUGCUCCUCUCCCUCUCCCUUAUCUCCCCCCCACCCCCUCUCCGCCCGCACACACGCACAGGGACACGCACGCACCCUCCUCCGGUGCCCUUUCAUCCUUCCCCCCGCCGUCCUCCCGCGCCGUCUCCUGCCGAGGCAGAUGCGCCGCGGGUCACCGCGCAGCUGGGACUAUGGUGAAAUUUCCAGCGCUCACUAACUACUGGCCCCUGAUCCGGUUCCUGGUCCCUCUCGGCAUCACCAACAUCGCCAUCGACUUCGGGGAGCAGGCAUUGAACAGGGGCAUUGCUGCUGUCAAGGAAGAUGCUGUGGAAAUGUUGGCCAGCUAUGGGCUGGCAUACUCCCUGAUGAAGUUCUUCACGGGUCCGAUGAGUGACUUCAAAAAUGUAGGUCUGGUGUUUGUGAACAGCAAGAGAGACAGGACCAAAGCAGUUUUGUGCAUGGUUGUGGCUGGCGCUGUAGCUGCUGUAUUUCAUACUUUAAUAGCAUAUAGUGAUUUGGGGUAUUACAUUAUUAAUAAGCUGCACCAUGUGGAUGAAUCAGUGGGAAGUAAAACUCGGAGGGCCUUCCUUUAUCUUGCUGCCUUCCCUUUUAUGGAUGCCAUGGCAUGGACCCAUGCUGGGAUUCUGCUGAAACACAAGUACAGUUUCCUAGUGGGAUGUGCCUCCAUCUCCGAUGUCAUAGCUCAGGUUGUUUUUGUAGCCAUUUUGCUUCACAGUCACUUGGAGUGCAGGGAGCCUCUCUUGAUCCCAAUCUUGUCCUUAUACAUGGGAGCACUUGUCCGGUGUACCACGCUCUGCCUCGGAUACUACAGGAACAUACAUGAUGUUAUUCCUGACAGAAGUGGGCCUGAAAUGGGGGGAGAAGCUACCAUAAGGAAGAUGCUGAGUUUCUGGUGGCCUUUGGCAUUAAUUUUGGCAACUCAGCGAAUAAGUAGGCCCAUUGUCAACCUUUUUGUCUCCCGGGACCUAGGUGGCAGUUCUGCAGCCACAGAGGCAGUGGCGAUUUUGACAGCUACAUAUCCAGUGGGACACAUGCCCUACGGCUGGCUGACAGAGAUCAGAGCUGUGUACCCUGCUUUUGACAAGAAUAACCCCAGCAAUAAACUGGUGAACACCAACAGCACCGUCACAGCGACACAUAUCAAGAAGUUCACUUUCGUUUGCAUGGCGUUGUCCUUAACGCUCUGUUUUGUGAUGUUUUGGACGCCAAACGUGUCAGAGAAGAUUUUAGUUGACAUAAUUGGAGUAGACUUCGCUUUUGCAGAGCUGUGUGUCGUUCCUUUGCGCAUCUUCUCCUUUUUUCCACUUCCAGUGACUGUCAGAGCACACUUAACUGGUUGGCUGAUGACUCUGAAGAAGACAUUUGUGUUGGCACCCAGCUCAGUGCUGCGGAUUAUCGUCCUCAUCACCAGUCUCAUCGUGCUGCCUUACUUAGGAGUUCAUGGAGCCACUCUUGGAGUAGGAUCCCUUCUCGCUGGUUUUGUAGGAGAAUCCACCAUGGUUGCAAUAGCAGCCUGUUACGUCUAUAGGAAGCAGAAAAAGAAGAGGAAUGAGAAUGAGACAGCUGCAGAAGGUGAAGACUCUGCAAUGACCGACAUGCCUCACACGGAGGAAAUGACAGACAUCGUAGAAAUGAGAGAAGAGAAUGAAUAAUAAAUGGGAUGCAAUUGUUCUCUGCAGGGACGAUUGGAGUGACGCUUCAGCAUCUUGUCGUCUCUCAUACUUUUUUGUUUGUUCGUUUUUAUUUUUGUAAUAAAGAGGCCUUGAUUUAAAAGGUUUCAGAUAAAUUCUCUAGCAUACUGAGUAUGCUCUCACUGAUGAGGGACCUAAAAAGAGGUCUUUGCUUCUUUUUUUUUUUUUUUCCAAUUGAAUUUUUUUUUUUCUCACUCCAUGCAAGCGUAAAAGAUACAAUUGCAUCACUGUAGAGUCUUCCUUCCUUAUGCAUCCACCUUCUCUGGACAAUCUGCAUUUGUCAACCAAAGCCCUGCUCCUGUGCGCCUGUGCGUGUGCGGACCUGCGCUCGCACGCUCGCACACGCACACCGCCACGUGCCACUGGCUCAAUGCUACUGCCAUAACCCCACUCCCUCCCCUCUCUCCUUUUCCUUCCUUUUCUUUAUGAGAAAUGGAAAAGAAGUUUGGAAUACAGAGCUUUAUUUUACUUGCUUGAAAAUGACUUUGCUACAUAAACUAAUAUACUAUGGUGAACUAUAUCUUUUUGUUUGGCCUCAUCACUAGAGCUUAUACUGCACAGGGUACAAGACAGGGAGGAACUUGGGAGUCUCCCCAUAAAAAGUGGAGAAAAACAUGUUCCUCUCUCAUGUUGAAAGUGUGUGGAUGUGUAUAUAUACACACACAGGUACAUGAACAGAGACAUACAUAUAUAUAUAUUUAUAUAUAUAUAUGCAUAUGAUAAAUAAAAUACACACAGGACAAGAACUCUAUUUAGCUUUCAUUCCAUCAGAAAGAUAGUAAUCUUUUGAAAAAUAUAAACAUUUAAUUCAGAAUUUUCUUGAAUCAUUAAGUCCCACCUUACAUAUAAUUUUCUUUAGGAAAAAAAACAUGCACUUUCCUCUUGUGAAGAGGGUGAUGGCAACUGCUAGACUUUGACUGUAUUUGAAUAAAAGAAAAAUAAAUAUUGACAAGCUUUACCAAAGUUCUUGUCCACUGACCUAACUUUAAUUUUUAAAGGUUGAUUUGUUCUCUAUAAUUAUUUCUGGUGCCUCUAUAUUAAAAAAGAAUAAGAUCAGAUAAUGUAUGCAGGAUACCAUGCUAGAUAAUAUUACUACACAUAGUUCCAUGAAAUUUUUUAUAUACAGAUGUACACAUACGUGUGUGUGCAUGUGUAUACUUACUUCUAUACACAUGCACACACACACAAAGAAAUGUGUGUUUUGCUAUAAUAUAUUUACCUAUGCAGUAGAUUAAAAUCCAUGUGGUGAAGCUCAAGUACUGAUGGUCCUCCAAGCUGAAAAUUAGGGACUUUGGUGACCUGUCAGCUCUCAAGGCAGCGUUGUGUGGGAGCGAGGAGCCAUCCACAUCAGCCCCGUGGAGCUGUGCUUGCGGCUGGAGUGCGCCUUAAAUAACAGCCUGAGGUCGGGUGGGAGACUCAGGCUGGGUGAAAAUGAAGGCUGUGUAAGAGGUGAGGGAAGCAGAGAUGUUUUGGGUAUCACCAGUGCUGCUGUGGCAGCAGUUUGUGUUUCUGUGCUCUUCUGUGUUUGGCUGCGGGGCAGCACUUGUUACUGGUCUGUAGUAGAUUGGGUCCUUUCAGAUUUAAUCAUGUCAGAGUCUGGAAACCAUUAUCCUCCAUCCUAUAUCCAUAAAUCAAUUAAUUUAAACCUUAUUUAGUAAAAGUAUAUUUUUCUAAGUUGUGGAAAUUAUUAUUUAAUUGUGGACAAAUUAUGUUUCUAGAUUUAUUUGCCAGGUAGUCCCAGCAGUCAGAGAACUGAUGAAAACUAAACAUUACUUUAAAUGUUUUAUCAGUAUAUGUGUAUGUAGACAUACACAUGUGUAUAAAUAUAUAUAUAUAUUGUAUAUUAUGUACAUUUAUUUUAAACUACAAUACGUUUCCUAUUUUUCCAAGUACAGCUAAAAAUGUCUCUACAAAACUACUGAGUUGACUAGUAACCAGUUAUGGCCAUCAUGAAAGGCAUUGUAUCAAUGAACUUUACAUUUUAUUGGAAAUAUUUGUACCAAUUUGUUACAUAUGCAAAUACAAUAAGAAAAAAAAAUUAGAAAUUACUGUGUUAGCUGACAGAUUUGCUAAAUCAGUUUACGGUUAAUGAGCAGUGGCACUAGAAGGGUAAGGCUAAAACCAGUAACCAUGUUUGCUGUGUCACCACAGGGUAAUACUUUUUGACAGUAGAUUAAAACAAAAUCUUUUAAAAAAAACCCUCAGACAAAUUAAUGUGUUCAGGAUGUAAACUGUACACAUUCGUGAAUACAGGUUCUCAAACAGUCAUAUGUAUAUAAUGUGUAUAUAGACAAUUACAGAUCACAGUGGCCAUUUGAGGUCUUCUCUAUUCAUGUAGUUUUGGGUUCUCCAGUACAUUUGUCUCCAAGUCCACAAGAUGCAGUUUUUCAGGAACUGUAGAGAUGAAGCAGGAAAAUAUUUUUGUGUAAUGUUUGUAUUUCUUUUAGUACAUGACUAAAAUUCAAACAGCAGUACUUCUGAAAAAUUGUGAGCCUUACCAGUGUAGGUUUCAAGGUAAUGAUUGCACCAAAAAGUAAAAAUCUGAAAACAACGGAUAACACUGAGGCUUGUACUUUAGAUAAAAGAUAAACAAAUUUUUAAAAAUUAAUUAUUGGUCAUACAGAGCUAAACUAAUAGCUCUGUAAAAGAUAAAUUUUCAAUUGUGUGUGUAAUACUUGCUAGUCCUUUACUUUGCAAGAUACUGAAUGAGCACAGGAGUGGUGGGAUUUGGGCAAGAAUUGAAGCAGUGACAUAAGGACACAUGCAUUGCAUCUCUUUCUGCUUCCUGCAGGGCAUGUAUUUCUUUACAUUUCUCUGCUGGAUUAACAAAAUGUGAUGACAUUUCUGCAGGGAGUGGGUCCCAGCCAGCCCCUCGUGCUGGUCCCACUGCUGGGCAGGCAGGGUGCUCAGCGAGGAGGGAGCUGUCCCUCUGUCCAUUGCAGAUACCAGGCAUGCUUCUGGAAUGUUGUCAGGAGCUUCAGCAACCUGCUGAAACCUCCUGCUCUCUGUUAGUGGCAAAUUGAGCUGGGCUGGUGAAGCAGCCAGUGUGGUGGGCUACAGGUUGGGAGUGGGCAGACAUCCUCUGCGGCCAGAGCCCCGGUCAGAGCAUCACUGAUAGCGUGUCUGUCAGGUAGAUGCUGGCACAUGCCCUGUCCUGCACUUCUUCCUUUCCAAAAGUACUUCCUUGAGUUCUAGUGCAAUGGCUUAGCUGUGUCUUUCUUGUGCAGUUGUUUAUGAAAUGGUUAUCUAUCUCUGUGGUAGUUAUUUUGCAAUAGAAACCCAUCCUGUUUCUGUGUCAGAGAGCUGGAGCAUCGUCAUCUCAGUGAAUUCAUGUGGAGACUCGGCCUUUCCAGACUGAAUUACACAAUUGAAGUUACAAUAAAAAGAGGAAAAAAGUUGAUCUGCAUCAUACAUCUUGUAUUUCAGAGCAGCUCACACAGAGGGAAAUAAGAGCAGAGCACUGAUAAGCUGUGGAUUAAUGUUCCUCAGCUUUUAAUAAGUACAUAAAGUUGUGUUAAUGUGUCUUGAGCUUUCGUUUUUCAGAAUUAAGAGAAAACAUUGCAGGUUUUUUCCCCUCCCUGCCCUAAGCAGGCUCUCCAAGCACGGGACCUGAUGGACAAAGCUCUGCAUCUCUCAGCCGAAGCCAUUUGGGUGCAGCAGCGGGUUCCCAGGCGUGGGGCAGUCCUGCUCCCCAUCCCCCCUGGCACAGCCGUUCCAGGCAGGAGGGUUCAGAUCCCUGCUUGUUUAGAUAGAGCCGCCCUAAGUGAAAGGAUUGGGUAAGUAACAGAGAAGUCUUCUUGUUUUCCACUCAUUUUGCUGCGAAAUAUUUCCUUUGAGCAGGAGAUUUAUAUCUGGCUCUUGCCCGGUGUUUCACCAAAUCUGCAGCCAGAGCGAAGCAGCCCCAGACGGAGGCUUGGCUGAUGAAUGCAGCUGAUUCAGGGCAGGCCACGGCCCACGAACAGAAACCUUUUGAAGGCAGGAGCGCCUUCUUUUAUGGGAUGGCGCCGCGUGCUUAGAAAGAAGGCAGAAAGGAUGCUUUCAGGCCGGGGCAGCCAGAGGCGUCAGGCAUGGUUUGGUGUUGGGCAACAAGGUGGCAAGGGGAACGGAGCAUCCUGCACUUUGGGCAUGCCAGCCCUGCUGCUGGUGAAGUGCAGGACACUGGGGGCAUGGCGAGGGGCAGCAUGGGCUCCGCCUCUCUCCGAGGGCUUGUGGUUGUGGCGUGGUUGGCAGAGGCUCGAGUGCAGCUGGUUGUUUCCUGGGGACAGUGGCAGUAACCCUUGGAAAGCCUUGGAAUACGUGUAUGGGUGUGUAUAGGAGAGUGCUGCACAGGCAAGUUUGUUAUGACCUUUGGAUUGUUCCUUGGAACAAGGGUUCAAGUCUAAACAUGAUCUCAAUGUGGGACUAACACUAAGCCAUUUUUAAAAAUUGCAGUUGAAGCUACACAAAUGAGUAAAUGAAACAGCAGACCUUAUACCAUUAAGCUAAAACAUUAUUUAGAUUAGUGAGCUGGAAUGGGAGAGAAAGAGGACAUUGUUGAAAAUCUUUCUUAAAGAUACUGUAUAUCCCUCCUAAAGACAGCAGGAUGGUGUGGAGAUGAGGGAAUCAAAGGGCAGAAAACACCAUUUCCCUUUCAGCUGCCCUGGAGAGGGACUGAGGAUGAGGACUAGUGUGUCUGUGUAACACCUGGUUUCCCAGUAGAGGAGCCUUCAGAGACAGGAGUGUGAAACAUCUUCGAAGAUGAUUCAAGCAGAAAUAAAGCAGCAUGCAGGUUUUAUAAUGUGCAGUAAGGAGGCACUACGUGUCUUCCAGUUUCUGAGUAAAUGGCAGGGCUGCAUUGGGGAAAUGUCACUUAAGUAUUAAUUAAACAUGACAAAAUUAUCACGAUUUUGAUAGCAAAUUGGCAUGUCCCAAAUACCAGCUUAACCAUAAAAUGUUAGGGUUCCCUUCCCUUGUUCAUGUUUGGCUUUCUACUGAAUACAGCAAACCAUCUAUUUUGAAAGAAGUAAUGUCCUGUGGAGGGUUGCAGUGCAGAACAGGCUGUGGGGGCUUGUGGUAGAGUCCCAGGCAGGAAGAGGAGCUCUGAAUUUGUUCUGUGCCCUGCAACACGCUGUAUAGCAGCCUGGCAGCAUCGUGAAACAAGGCAGAAUUGUCGGCUUAGCAGUAAACUGGGUCCAAGCGUGGUCACAAGCUGCAGCAGCCCUGCAGGGCAGCAGGAGGGCAUGGGAUGCAGGGCAGCCUGGGCUCCAAGCUCAGGCUCAGGCAGCUUGUGUGGAUUUGCUUUGGAGAGCCAAGUUCAAUUGUCAGUGCAUAGAUGCAAUCCUCAGCAAAACCACUGCCAGACCUCUCAGUAAUUGGCACCUUCUGAACAAAAAGGCAAAGACAAAGUACGGGGGCAGAGAGAUGGAGCUUUAGGCUCGGCUUGGAGCACAGACUUGCACAGAAGGGCAUUUUGGCUGCAGCUCCUGCAAAUUAAUUGUAGGGUUAGAGAAUGAGCUUCAGUCUCAGCAUUUCAUAACCAUGACAUGCAAUCCAUCUCAGUAAAACAGAAGGAUGGCAGUAUAUUUCUAGGUGCUCUUUUGUCUGUAAUCCCAAGGGGAAACUUUUCUUCAGUUUUACCAGACCUUGUCACUGCUCAAAUCAAUUUAUUAGUUUUACCUCAUUGUUUUCUGUCAUUCCAAGUCCGGUGUCUUCAGAUAUUUCCUCAUUUUCUUCUGAAGGUUCCUGCUAGGCUUAUUUUGUCUGUUGGCAUUUUGAGAAGAAAAAUGUAAUCGUCAUGCUGACUGAAUGUCAACUAAUGCUGUGAUUAAAAAGUAGCUUACAACAAAA
Onychostruthus taczanowskii (white-rumped snowfinch) is the source of this 7910-nucleotide messenger RNA. RefSeq names its product ANKH inorganic pyrophosphate transport regulator (gene ANKH). Gene Ontology annotation, cellular component: membrane. Lineage: Eukaryota; Metazoa; Chordata; Aves; Passeriformes; Passeridae. Gene Ontology annotation, molecular function: phosphate transmembrane transporter activity. The transcript is spliced from 12 exons. Bases 564 to 2045 code for a protein of 493 amino acids. Gene Ontology annotation, biological process: phosphate ion transmembrane transport. The record is from RefSeq and is a predicted model, not a curated record.